Tarenaya hassleriana is the source of this 1571-nucleotide messenger RNA. RefSeq lists its product as uncharacterized. NCBI's taxonomy places the organism in Eukaryota, Viridiplantae, Streptophyta, Magnoliopsida, Brassicales, Cleomaceae. The transcript has 4 exons. Bases 279 to 1319 code for a protein of 346 amino acids. The record is from RefSeq and is a predicted model, not a curated record.
AGGAAUGGAAGGAGGAAGUCUGGUAGUAGGAAGAGGGUGAAGCCGCCGUUUCUCUCAAACCCUUUCGGUUCCUUCCCUUCUCUCUGGGUUUCUUCUUCUUCACCGCACUCGAAACCGAUACGCAUUCAAGCUUUUCUGGGUUUCUUCGAUAUUUUAUCGACAACGCCACAGAUUCUGGCUGGGCCGAGACAGAGAGAGAGAGACGGAGAACGCGAAAAAUGAAAAUCUAAGAGCGGGGAUUCCGAGCCCUUAUUCCCGUUGGAUGAGGUCAUAUUUGGAUGAUACUUGCUCUUAAGAUGAGUACAAGAAGAAAUGGGGUUUCCAGGUGUCAGAGAGUAGAGAAUAUUCGGGGUGAGGGGCCAAACUGGAUCCUAAUUGCCGGUGGUGCACUGUUGAGCACAUUGUCCAUUCGCUUUGGGUACAAGUUAAAGCGGUCACUUGACUCAAAACAACAAGCAAAUACAACUGGUGGGUUGAAAGGUUGUUAUGCAGUCAAUGGUGCAUCUGACAGAAGGUCAUCUCGCUGCUGCUUGCAUUCCAAUGUGCCUUCAUGUGUCCAGAAUGAUGAUCAUUGCUUGCACUGCAUCCCAGGAACUGAGAGUGCAGAGGGAAAGCAUGCGCCGAAGGAACAAAUGGGAUCUGCAUCCAAUUCUCCCCUUCCUCUGGUGACUGUUCAUACUCCAGAAUUCAACAAAGAGAGUGGCAUCAUGUGGGUAUCUUCUCCUGAUCGCCUAGAACUGCCCCCAAAGCCAUUUAAUCACCAUUCAACCUGUUCAGACUCUCCUUGUGUAUCUGAAUGCGGCUCAGACAUCUUCAUCAAACGAGAAGUGAUACAGAAACUGAGGCAACAACUGAAGAGACGGGAUGAUAUGAUCUUGGAAAUGCAGGAUCAGAUCCUGGAGUUGCAGAAUUCGCUUAGCGCACAGAUGGCUCACUCUAGCCAUCUGCAGGGACAGCUAGAAGCAACAAACAGAGAUCUGUUUGGUUCCGAAAGAGAAGUACAGAGGCUCAGAAAGGCAUUCACGGAUCAAUGUGUGGGAUACACUGGUAGUAACGGGAAGGCAUCACCGGUUGCAGCCUGGGGUGGUCAUACAAACGGGUUUAUGGACGGAGGAGAAAGCAACUCCGAGUCACCAGAGAAGGGCUUAGCUGACGGGGAAAGGAUCGAUAUGUUGAGACGGGAAGUGGGAGAGCUGAAGGAAGUGAUAGAAGGGAAGGAAUAUCUUCUUCACAGCUACAAGGAGCAGAAGGGGGAGCUGCUGUUGAAAGUUAAAGAGUUGCAGCAGAGAUUGGACUUGCAGCUUCCGAACAUAUUGUAAGUAAGAGUUAGGCAUUGUGCAUUCUUUCACGUUCUCUUUGUUCUUUUCGUUUUUUGAGAAAAUGAAUUUAAUGCCCAGAAAUCAUGGGCUCUGGACAUUGUCUUUGUCUUUAGUCUCCAGCUUCAGUUUUAUGAAUGUUUGGUCGCUUCUGUUUUCAUGUCUUGUCUCUUGGAUGUUGGUGGUGUAAAGGAAAUAGCUGAAGCUGAUGAUGAGGUGUUGCCAAUGCAAAGUUUAGACAGUUUUAAGUUUGAA